Molecule: messenger RNA, 1531 nt
Organism: Trichogramma pretiosum
Lineage: Eukaryota; Metazoa; Arthropoda; Insecta; Hymenoptera; Trichogrammatidae
Product: zinc finger protein OZF-like
Exons: 4
Coding region: 233-1531 (432 amino acids)
Cellular component (GO): nucleus
Source: RefSeq, a predicted model, not a curated record
AUCACCUCGCUAAUUUAAUCAACGCGACUAUGUUCAUUCGGUCGUGAGAAACUGAGCUCCACAGACCACAACGCAUAAGUUUUAUAAAAAGCGAAAUACAUCUACAUAAUAGAGUACACGUCUUUACUUGCCAAUUGAGGUGCAGAGUUAGCUACUCCAGGUACAUAACCUUAAAUAUUUUCGCAGUGUAUAUCGUGAAAAAUUACAGUGAAAACAUACGAGCGAGCGAGUGAUGGAAAGCAACGCUGGCGUAGUUAGAGUAAAGGAAGAACCGAACGAUACUUUGAUAGACCCAGGAGACGAUUAUGUUAUCGAUUCGGUGGACUCUUGCCAAAUCGAAAACUCUGAAACAUCGCCCUUUCAUGAAUCAUCGACAAAACGUACGAGUGGGGCUGCUGUGUCUAAAGAGAGGUUAGGGGAAAAAAUAUUUAUCGAUUUUGAGUGUAAGGAUGUCAAAGUCAAGCUGCCGUCUCUAUCGACAACCAUCUGCAAAUCUGAGUAUCCAAAUAUUCAAUCUGUAAUAAAAAAAGAAAACCAGAAUCACACUAUUUGCAAGUCUGAGAAUGAAAGUUGUUAUAAUGAAAAUCCGACCAAGAACAUAAAUGGAAAAAAUCUGACAAUUUUGAUAAAAAAAGAAUUUAAUUAUGAUAAUAAUUGUCAAUUCAACUCCGAUUUGAGACUUGCCAAGUAUGAAAACCUAAAAAGUUGUGAACCAGCUGCUGCAGAUGAAUCAUUGAAUAAGUCAAAAUAUAUCUGCCAAAAACCUUUUAAAUGUAAUAGUUGGCACAAAUUAUUUAAAGAAAAAAGUCACCUUAAAACUCACAUAAUUAAAGUACAUGAUCCUAGCAAAUGGUUUGAGCGUGACAUUUGUCAAAAAUCAUUUGGACGCAAGGAUACCCUUCAACCUCACAUAAAUGUAGUACAUGGUCGAAACAAACCCUUCGAAUGUGAGAUUUGUCACAAAUCAUUUGGUUACAAGGGUAAUCUCAAGAAACACAUAAAUAGAAUGCAUUAUCGGAGCAAACGUUUCGUAUGUGACAUUUGUUGCAAAUCCUUUGGAGAAAAGUCUUACCUCAAAAUACACAUAAAUGUAAUACAUGAUAAGAUUAAACCCUUUGAAUGUGAGAUUUGUCAAAAGGGUAUUCUGAAUCGUCACAUAAAUGCAGUACAUAAUCAGAUCAAACCCUCUGAAUGUGAGAUUUGUCACAAAUCUUUUGGAGAAAAGGGUUCCCUUAAAAAACACAUAAAUGGUGUACAUGAUAAGAUUAAACCCUUCGAAUGUGAGAUUUGUCACAAAUCUUUUGGAGAAAAGGGUUCCCUUAAAAAACACAUAAAUGUAAUGCAUGAUAAGAUUAAACCCUUCAAAUGUGAGAUUUGUCACAAAUCAUUUGGUUACAAGGGUGAUCUCAAGAAACACAUAAAUGGUGUACAUGAUCGUAUUAAACGCUUUGAAUGUAAUAUUUGUCACAAAUCAUUUGGAUACCAAAAGCAUUUCAAACGACACGUAAUGAAGUUCCAUAAUCGAAGCUAA